CAAAUGAAACCCUUGCACUUGAUGGGGGCAUGUGGGAGAUCCACAAGCUUCACCCUGUAAUCAACUUAUCCUUCCAUGAGAUCAAUAUCCUCAUGCCCAAACAAUAGCAAAUAACAUGAAACAGUAGUAGUGAGGUAUCCAGUUCCACUGCAGCCACAGCCAAAAUGGCCAUGGAGAGAUGGAAGGAGGCAGUCUUGCGGUGGGCCAGUUGGAGCCCAACAGUUCUUUGAAGGCUCUUUCUACAUAUGACCUGGCAUGUCCACAUAGGAAGCCUUCUUCUGGUAUAGGAUGGAAAGUAUUUGUCAGCCUUAGCCUGACUUCAGCCUGAUGACAAGAUAGAGGCUCCAAUGUGAGGACAUACAUUGCCAAAUCAUUGCUCUGAAAUCCAAUCUGUUGUAACAAAAAGGCAUGGCAAAGAACAGCUCAUUGGAGGAUAAACAUCUGGAAGAGGAGAAGGGAAAUUCCUUCCCCAAUCCUUUUUCUUCAAGAGGAAAAGAAACUGAGCUGAUUACUUGCGGGAAGUUUUUUCAUGACGUCAUUCAAGGGAGUAGAUAAAAGGGCUGCAGGCAUAAGAACAGCUCCAGUACACAAGCAGCGGACGGCUGCAGCAGGAAUGGAAAUCAGCAUGCAGAACGGAAGCACGCUGCUCUCUUUUAAUGAGCGAAAUGACAUGCCAAGUGCACUGGCUUUGCAGCCUCUCUGGGACUUUGUCAGAGCGCAGCAGGGCCUGAUCAAGUCUCCGUUCUUCCCAGUGCUAUUCAACUUCACAAUAUACACAGCUUUCUGCUUGCCUUUUAUCGCUCUGGAUUUUUUAAGCGCUUGGAUCUCCACCUUGAGAAAGUAUAAAAUCCAGCCGCAGACGUCACCUACGCCGCAGAUGAUGGCCCUUUGCCUGGCUCAAAGCAUCUAUCACCACAUCGUGUGUAUCUUUCCAGUGACCGUUGUGCAUUGGUACUGGAGGCCGGUGAGCUUGCCCCAGAUAGCUCCCAAGGUGCCAAUGCUUAUCCUGGAGGUAGUUGUUUGCCUGCUGAUGUUUGAUUUCUUCUCCUUUUUGUGGCACUUGCUCCACCACAAGGUGCCAUGGCUCUACAAAACUUUCCACAAGAUCCACCACAAACAUGUCUCUACCUUUGCUUUGACCACCCAGUAUGCCAGCAUUUGGGAACUGCUCUGGCUGGGUUUCUUUAGCGUAAUUAGUCCAAUGCUGUUGAAGUGUCAUCCGUUGACGGAAAUGGCUUUCUUCAUUGCCAACAUCUGGUUUUCAGUAGAAGAUCAUUCUGGCUAUGACCUGCCAUGGUCAACCCAUAGACUGGUGCCUUUUGGCCUGUAUGGAGGAGCACCACACCAUGAUCUCCACCACCUGAAGUUCAAAGUCAACUAUGCACCUUACUUUACACACUGGGACUGGCUGUUUGGAACUUUUAGUUAUGCUGUUGGAGAAAGCAAUAUAUCUACAAAGGUCAACAAGGAUUAAUUUAUAGCCCCAUCUUUCACCCCAUACUUCCCAGAGUCAAUAUCUGGAAAUUCUGGUGUGGAAAGCUGAGGAAAUUCGCACUG
Messenger RNA from Candoia aspera, 1557 nucleotides. It is a transcript of the gene CH25H, whose product is annotated as cholesterol 25-hydroxylase. Gene Ontology annotation, molecular function: C-4 methylsterol oxidase activity; iron ion binding; steroid hydroxylase activity. The transcript has 2 exons. Gene Ontology annotation, biological process: cholesterol metabolic process; sterol biosynthetic process. The coding region runs from base 530 to 1474 and encodes 314 amino acids. The record is from RefSeq and is a predicted model, not a curated record. NCBI's taxonomy places the organism in Eukaryota, Metazoa, Chordata, Lepidosauria, Squamata, Candoiidae. Gene Ontology annotation, cellular component: endoplasmic reticulum membrane.